GUGUGCGCGUGCACGGCGGGCGCAAAGGUGAAUGCGUGAGAGGUGAAUGUCUCUUUCACACCAAGCGCUCGCAAACUAGUCUGUGACGAAGGGGAGGGCUACGUCACGCAGAGACAGAGCCAAUCAGACAUUAGCUGUUUGGAUUUAUGCCAGGGUCUUUUGGCUUGUAAGACUUUAGUGCAAGUGGCAAAGGCUGGGAUUUUUUUUCAAAAAAAUAAAAAAGUCAGCUGUGAAGAGAUGCCCUACACUCCGUCUGGCUUUUUCUGCGACCGGCUGAUCCGGGAACGAGAAAGGAGGGACGGGGAAGGGUCUUUGAGCAAGCCGCUCCGCUUCAACGGCCAGGACUUCUGCAGCCUGAGACAGGAGUCCGUUCAGAGGAAGAACCUGUUCGAGGAUGAGACUUUCCCGGCCAGCGUGGAGUCGCUGGGCUUCAAAGAGCUCGGACACAAGUCCAACAAGGUCAAGAACAUCGUCUGGAAGAGGCCCAAGGAAAUCUCUGAUAACCCCGAGUUCAUUGUUGGCGGAGCCAGUAGGACGGACAUCUGUCAGGGAGACCUGGGUGACUGCUGGCUGCUGGCUGCUAUCGCCUGCCUCACUCUGAACGAGAAACUUCUGUACCGAGUGGUUCCCCAGGAGCAAAGCUUCUCCGAGGGCUAUGCCGGCAUCUUCCACUUCCAGUUCUGGCGCUAUGGUGACUGGGUGGACGUGGUCAUCGACGACCGCAUCCCCACUUUCAACAACCAGCUGGUCUUCACCAAGUCAGCGGAGAGAAAUGAGUUCUGGAGCGCCCUGCUGGAGAAGGCUUAUGCCAAGCUGCACGGCUCUUACGAGGCCCUGAAGGGAGGAAACACCACCGAGGCCAUGGAGGACUUCACCGGCGGCGUCACCGAGUUUUAUGAGAUGAAAGAAGCUCCCAAAGAGCUGUUCAAGAUCAUGAAAAAAGCUCUGGAAAGAGGCUCGCUCAUGGGCUGCUCCAUCGAUUCUCUGGUUCCUGCUCGCUUUGAAACUCGCACGGUGACGGGACUUGUGAAGGGUCACGCCUACUCUGUGACCGCGGUGGAAGAGUGCAAACCGUCGCACCACAAGGAAUCCAAGGUUCGUCUGGUGCGUCUCAGGAACCCGUGGGGUCAGGUGGAGUGGAACGGCCCCUGGAGUGACAACUCGAAGGAGUGGGUCUCACUCUCCAAGUCUGAAAAGGAGAAAUUGCAACACCAAAACGCGGAAGACGGAGAGUUCUGGAUGUCAUUCGAGGACUUCAAGAAGAACUACACCAAGAUUGAGAUCUGCAACCUCACGCCUGAUGCUCUGGAGGACGAUAAGAUCCACAAGUGGACGGUUUCUGUAAAUGAAGGCCGCUGGGUGAGAGGCUGCUCCGCCGGAGGCUGCAGGAACUACCCAGACACCUUCUGGACCAACCCUCAGUACCGCCUUCGUCUGAUGGAGGAGGACGACGACGCCGAUGAAAACGAGGUGGGCUGCACCUUCGUGGUGGCGCUGAUGCAGAAGAACAGACGGAAAGAACGCAAGAUGGGAGCCAACCUGUUCACCAUCGGAUUCGCCAUUUAUGAGGUGCCAAAGGAGAUGCAUGGAAACAAGCAGCACAUGCAGAAGGACUUCUUCCUGUUCAGCUCAUCCAAGGCGCGCUGCAAGUCCUACAUCAACCUGCGCGAGGUGACCCAGCGCUUCCGCCUGUCCCCCGGCGAGUACGUCAUCAUUCCCUCCACCUACGAGCCGCACCAGGAGGGCGAGUUCAUCCUGCGAGUGUUCUCUGAAAACAGGAACACAUCAGAGGAGAUAGAGAACAGGAUCGAGGCGGACCACCCAGUGCCGGCGCCAGCGUCGGCGGGGGAAGAGAGUGAGGAGGACCAGCAGUUCCGUACUAUUUUUCAGGAGAUAGCCGGUGAUGACAUGGAGAUCACAGCCAACGAGUUGAAAAACGUCCUCAACAGAGUAAUCAGCAAACAUAAGGACCUGAACACGGAGGGCUUCAGCCUGGAGAGCUGCAGGAGCAUGAUUGCUCUGAUGGACAUGGACGGGACAGGUAGACUCAACCUGCAGGAGUUCAGGCAUCUGUGGAACAAGAUCAAGCAGUGGCAGGGAAUCUUUAAACACUACAACGCCGACCAGUCCGGUAGCAUCAACAGUUAUGAAAUGAGGAAUGCUGUCAACGAUGCAGGCUUCCGACUCAACAACCAGCUCUACGACAUCAUCACCAUGCGUUACGCCAACGAGAGCAUGAACAUCGACUUCGACAGCUUCGUCAGCUGUCUGGUUCGGCUCGAAGCCAUGUUCAGGGCGUUCCAGGCCUUCGAUCAGGAUGGAGAUGGAACCAUCAGACUCAGUGUCCUGGAGUGGCUCCAGUUGACCAUGUACGCCUAGAGAGGCCCAUCUUCUCCCAGGUGAGCUCCACUCCACACGAGGACCAGACCUGCCAGCCUUUACCUCAAUAUUCAGAGUGCCCGAUCGAUCGCUGUUCGCCUUCCCCACUUCAGUCCCAGCAGCUCUGCGCCGCUUUCUCUUUUCUGUUUCUGUUAACAGAAGUUCUCGGGCCUUCUGCGUUUCCCUCUCUGCCUUUGUCUUUUUUUUUUGUUUAAAAGAAAAAGGACAUCCUCACCACUGUACCAUAUUUUUUCUCAGGCAGCAACACACACAACCUCUUUUUCUCCCUCCCGUCACCGUGCCUCACAGAGCCUCUCUCUUUAGUUUUACUUCAGAUCUCUCCAUCCCGUCUCCUUCGACCUCUGCUUCUGCUGUUACGCCGAGCAGCGAGGCGUUUCCCCCCUGCGAUCAUCCAGGUGACCAGGGCUCUCUGGUGGACAGUUAAUAAAACCGUUAUACAACUCAAACCCCUCUUAACAUCUUUCAUAUUACAUUUUGUUUUGGUAGAUCUUAGACCGGGUAGAAAAUAAAAGUCUUCAGUUCUCAAAAGCAGUUGGACUUCCUUUUUCUAGGUCCUCAAGUCAAGACAAGUUCCACCUGAAGGCAUCA
Molecule: messenger RNA, 2988 nt
Organism: Cololabis saira (Pacific saury)
Lineage: Eukaryota; Metazoa; Chordata; Actinopteri; Beloniformes; Belonidae
Gene: capn3a
Product: calpain 3a, (p94)
Exons: 21
Coding region: 238-2379 (713 amino acids)
Biological process (GO): negative regulation of apoptotic process; proteolysis
Cellular component (GO): cytoplasm
Molecular function (GO): calcium-dependent cysteine-type endopeptidase activity; calcium ion binding
Source: RefSeq, a predicted model, not a curated record